Nematocida minor is the source of this 456-nucleotide messenger RNA. RefSeq lists its product as uncharacterized. The record is from RefSeq and is a predicted model, not a curated record. Lineage: Eukaryota; Fungi; Microsporidia. The transcript has a single exon. Bases 1 to 456 code for a protein of 151 amino acids.
AUGCUAUUGUUUAAGAUAGCUUUAGUGUUUUUCUGCUUUGUCUGUGCGUUCUGUAAGGGAGCAGUGGAGAUCGUGCACUCGAAAAUUAACGGAAGUCAGUUUGUCAUAGAAAAGCCUAGAGACGCAGAGUCGUACAUUUCCACAGCCACUUUCAUAUAUCAAGAGAGAGACCAUCCAGACUCUGAGCUGAAAGGGCUUGUUGGGAGCGUAAUAUUUGUAUUUGAUAGAAUAAUCAGAUUCGAGUACGAAAUAGGAUGCAACAGCAAGCCAAUAGGGUUGGCCAUAGAGAUAAAAAAGAGAAACAAGGAAAGGGGCGUAAUAAAGUGCCAAAUGAGCAUGAAGAGCGAAAAUGAAGGAAGUUUUAUUUUUGUAAAAGAAAUAGAAACAAGAGACUUUCUAGGGGCAGACACAGAGCAAAGAGCCUUUGCAAUAUUCUCUGUAAGAUCGAAAGCAUAG